Messenger RNA from Betta splendens (Siamese fighting fish), 11681 nucleotides. RefSeq names its product GREB1 like retinoic acid receptor coactivator (gene greb1l). Gene Ontology annotation, biological process: kidney development; multicellular organism development. The coding region runs from base 4261 to 10059 and encodes 1932 amino acids. The transcript has 34 exons. NCBI's taxonomy places the organism in Eukaryota, Metazoa, Chordata, Actinopteri, Anabantiformes, Osphronemidae. The record is from RefSeq and is a predicted model, not a curated record.
CGCCUGAGGUCAGGAAGAGCGGCAUGAUGGAUACAGCUGAUCGCCCCAGAAGGAAGUUUGGAUGGAAGGAGGAGGAGGCUCCUUCGUCGGAACAUUAAGGAGCCUCUUUGUCACGGUGUCACUCAAAUGGAUUCAAGGUGGCUGACACUUUUUGGGGAGAGGGAAAGAAAGGAGCGCUCCCUGGGUGAAUGGCGCCUGAUCAACACAACAGAUCUCUUUCUUAUGUCCUCGGCAGGAGAGCCUCCCGGCUCCUGCACGGCUUAAUUGAGUUAGUGUGUCAGCAGAGGGAACUUUCUAAGGAAGCGGCUUGAGUGGAUUGUUUCUCCUUUGUUUUCUCUUUAUUUCAUUUAAAAUGUUUAGUGAAGAUCCUGCAACAAAGACGAUCCACAAUGAGUUUAUCGUCUAAAUGUGCGCGACUGCAACAGAAUCCUAGUAAAAACCUCUUGUUCCACAAGCAGUUGCAUUUUUCAAUCAAGUUAUGAUUGUAGCAACUAUCGGGGGAUAAUAACCUGGCAAUAACACACAAUAACCAGACAUAAUGUGGAGAUGGUUUAGUUUGUUGUCAUGGUAACCGUGCUGGUAACAAUUAGCGUCCAUACAUCAUACAAGUAACUUUAGUGCCAAAAAAGUGUAUGAGCUGUGGCGUUUCCUUAAUAACAUCACCUAUGAUUGGCUCCGCCCAGUCACCUGCGAUUGGCUCCGCCCAGUCACCUGCGAUUGGCUCCUACAACCACAAUCAGGUGGCUUUUAGGUUGAAAAGAUGGAGCUCAUGUCAGCAGCGCGUCCUGGCUCGGAGCAGCUCUUCCUCCGCUGAUGGAACCAUCUGAUAAGAGGUCGUGUUGUGAUGGUUCGGACCUCGCGGUGAUGCAUUGCUCUCCUUUUACGCCCCACAACAAACGGUCUGUCCAAACAAGCGUUUACAGCCGGGACCGGCCCAGAUGUGGGCGACGCUGUUAUAGAGGCUUUGCCGGCGUUUCUUCCGGCCUCGAGUGAAGCCGAGCACUUUGGCCCCCGUUAGAAGGUGAAUGUGAGUUUGCUGCUGCUGCUCUUUACCAUUGACCGCUGUGUGACCGCGGCCCUGACAGCUUUACUGUAUGGAAUAAAACGCAUUGUUGUCUCAUUCAAUAUGUCUCCUCUGAAUGCGCCCGUAAAGGCAUUAGGCUCCUGUGUCUGCGCCUGUUGUUUCCAGCCCGGGUGAACUGGCGUUCAACCGUGCGGCGCUGUAAAAUGCAGAUCGGGUUCACUGACGGGCCUGUUGCUUUUAUGACGCGGUCCUGAGCAGCGUUGUAAACGGUCACUCGACAUUUGUUCUGUCGCUCACGUUCGCCAGGAUGAUGCUGUUUGGGUUCAUCAUAACAGUUGUGACAGUGUGUUUAUGGCCAUAAUUCCAGUUGUGCGCGUCAUUUCUAUGGGCUGUGGUUUGAGCCAGCGUCCGACUGUGGACGUGGCUGCUUUUAACGAAGCUUCGCCUCUGCGCCGCAUCACUUAUCUGCCCUUUGUGUGCGGCUCAGAUGCGGUUUAAGGUUAAAUGCCUUGCCCUUAAACUCAUCCGCUGGGGCCGAGUGUGUGGCAAGGUCAGCGCUCCGCUCGGCCCCGAGCCGACACAAAGGCCGCCUGUCCUCUAAUGAAUGACUUCUCCGCUCCUUGGGCCAGUCAGGGCCCGGCCUCGGCGCCUUCCCAGCACCGCUGCCCUUUCACACGCACCCCCUUGCCUUCAAUUUUGAAAUGAGUUUUAUAACUAGACAGUAAACUUCCAGUGGCUUAAUGAUGAUGACUUCUUCAUCUGCCCAAAUGCUCCUUUUGUCCACCCCUCCUCCGGCGCUCGGACCCUGCCCCCGUCCCCUCUGGUCACACCAGGCCUUAAACCCUGGUUCACCCCACUUUAUAGUCCCACAGAUAAUCCCCUGGAACACACACACACACACACACACACACACACCCUGGGGCUAUUAUCUCCACUGAGCCUUGCUCAGUCUCCUGUUCCCUGUCUUUCUCUCUGUUGCUGCCGACUUCAGCAUUGGCAUUCAGCUGGAAUGUUUGCCUUUGUUGGUGCGGCCCACUGGAAAGCCACGAAUGACCUCAGCUCAUCUGCUAUCCUCACUAGCGCCGAUUUGCACUUCAGGGCUCAGCAGGCAGCCCCGAGGAGGGGGAGGGGGCUUGGAGGGAGCUCGCGGGGCUUUUAUAAGGAAAUUGGAGCUGUGGCCUGCCACCCAGAUAGUAAACAGCAGCGCGAGUCCUCACGCCGCCGGCGUCGCGCGGCCCACGUGGCCCAGGACCAAACGCGGGUUCUGCGGGAACCUUGGUGCGCUGCUUUCUGCCGCUGCUCUCUCUUUCGCCGUCGCGUCCCCACGCCUGAUGCGUUUCUCUCCGUUCGCUGGUUGCAUUGAAUGCGCUGCAGCCCUGGUUCUGCUUCCUCCACAGAGCCGUCAUGUGUUGGGCAGCUGCUGCGUCAGCUCCGUCGGACCUGCGGCUCCUCUGGGAAUACUGCUCACGUGGCCAUUCUCUCCUCAGGUGCCGCUGACAGGGACACUUCCCCCUUUGUCAGGGGCUUUAGCGGGAGCUCAAUGCAGCGGUGAAGGAUGGGCCUGCGGUGGGCGGGCUCCCAUUCAAUCCACACUCUUUUGUUUCUGGCUUUUUGAGGCCAAAGAAAAUGCUGCUUUAAAUGGGCUAUUUAAGACGGGCCCCGUCAAAGUCAGGGCCUGGGCAUAAAUCUCCCUGACAGCUCCUUCCCCUCCUGUUGAACUUGUGGCUGCGCCCUCCUCACGUUCACUGCGUCUACGUGUGUGUCAAAUAUAAUCGGAUGCUCCGCUCGUGAGCCGCUCACCUGCCCCGCGUGACCCCAAUCAGCCGUAGGUGGAGAGAUUUCACAGUCAAACUCAAGCCCGGCGUUUGGACAAAUGUGUGUGAUGGAGAGAAAUGGGCACUAAAGGCGCCGGCCGGACUAAUGAGGGCCCUGAUUGGCUCACGCGGCGCUUUACAGCAGCCCUCACGCUGACUGGACCCUCAUAUAACCAUUGGAGGGAAGGUGAGAAGAGCCGCACACGCCCUGAUUAAAACAACUCGUGACCGUGUCUGUGGUAAUGAACUGGAACCAGUGAAGCAGGAGGACGCUGAUGGAGCGGACGUCAGAUCUGCCUAUUUCUAUUAAUGCAUUUGCAUCGGCCUUGUUGUCGUUUUGGACGGCGUGGAGGUGAAGUCGGGCUUCAGCCGGUGCUGCUGUGCUGAAACGCCGGCGCGUCUCUCCUGCCAGCAAGUAUUCGUGAAAUUACUCAGACCUGCUGUUUGCUCGACAAAUUCUUGAAGCCUUCGCUGGAAAAUAAUUAGCUGCAAAGGAAACAAAUAGAAGCGCCGUAAGAGUUUCCCUUCAGAUCAGUGCGUUUGUGGGAUUGAAACAUGUCCAGCAUAUAAUUAGACCUGGCUGUGGGACAAAUGCUGGUGUUUGCAGGUCAGUGCAUCUCAGCAAAUGGGGCGCGGUAAGAUGCCGCGGGGUCAAACGCGGGCAGGGCUCCAAAAUGCUGCAGCCGACCCGACAUUCCAUUGGCCCCAAUAAAAGGAAAAGGACUUUGGGAGAGGGCCUGUGAUUGAGAGCUCGGGCCCGUCCUCGGACCCGUCCCGCUGCGGAUGCGUGGACACGCUGGGGGUCACGCGUGGCAGCGGCGAGACGUGGGCCCGGGUCUUUGUCCCGGUGCCUCCUGCGCAGCUCUGCAGGCCUCCAAGAGCAUCUGUCACCGCAGGGGGUCAGCAGGGCCAAGACGAAUGAGCCCCCGGUGGAUCCCCCCUCCUGGCAAAUGGCACAGGACAGAGGAGGGCACAGGGACUAAGGGGGAGGGGUCAGUGUGUGAGCGUGUGUGUUUGUGUGUGUGUGUUUGUUUGCGUGAGAGAGAGGGAGAGAGAAGGAGAGAGAGAGAGAGAGAGAGAGGGAGGGAGGUUUGCAGCUGGCUGUGGUGAGGGACAGAGUGGGAUUCUCAUUUCUCUCUAUGAGGGAUCAUGACAAAGGUGACUGAGACUCACCAGAGGAGGAACUGCCUGGAUUUCAACCAAAGCGUCUCCAGAGGAGUUCGCGUCUGACAUGGACUACGUCUGAUCACCGGCCGCUUCUCUUUGGGGAUUUACUCGGCUCUGGGUUCAUUCAGCCGCUGACAGAGGAAUCAUGCAAGGUCUCUCAGCGGCCGGUGAAAUGUGUUUGUCGGCGCCGCAGUGACCCAGCAUGUAGCAGCGGAGCUCCAGUCCCUUCACGCCCGGGAGCAAUCACACAGCAUCAUGGGGAAUUCGUACGCCGGGCAGCUGAAGUCUGCUCGAUUUGAAGAGGCUCUCCAUAAUUCUAUUGAGGCCUCGCUGCGCUCGAGCAGCGGGGAUCCACAGCCCAUCUUCACACAGCUCUACCUAGAGCCAGACCCGUAUCCUGGUACCGUGUCGGACCUGAAGCCGAAGGCCGACCUGCACGGAUCGGACCUGCCGGGCCACAAGCUACUGAACGGAAACGCGUCCAACGAGGAGCUGGAGGACGACGAUGACUCAGACAGCUGCAGCCCCCCGCUGCCCUACCUGCAGGCGCCCGCCCCUGACGGCUGCUGCACGCUGGACGGGUUCUGUCAGGCUGGCAAGGACCUCCGCCUGGUCUCCAUGGCAACGGAGACCAUUGACGUCCCGGCAGGCUUCGAGCUGGUCGGCGCCAAGUCCCCCACCAUCCCCGAGCACGUCCUGGUGUGUGCCGUGGACCGGCGCUUUUUACCCGACGAGAACGGGAAGAACGCACUUCUAGGUUUUUCGGGAAACUGUGUGGGCUGUGGUGAGAAGGGGUUUCGAUACUUCACCGAGUUUUCGAACCACAUCAACUUGAAGCUGUCCACGCAGCCCAAGAAGCAGAAGCACUUAAAGUACUACCUGGUGAAGAAUUCCCAGGGUGCUCUGUGCAAAGGGCCGCUCAUCUGCUGGAAGGACUGCAAAACUCGCCCGUUCACCGGCAGCGCCUCGACCUCCAAACCCAGCUCGUCCUCCUCGCUCAGCAGCAAAGAAAACGGAGGCAGCAACGGACACAGCUCUUCGCCCUUCUCUCUCUCAGAUUCUCCACCGAUCAGAACAACUCAAGCCUCCACCGUCUUCUUCGGGAGUCAGGAUCUCAGCAGAGACUGCAGUUUCCUCAAACCUCUGGCGUCCACGCCGAGCAACAAGACUCUGCCCAUAGUACCGACGGCUCUGCGGGUGAACGGACCCCCUGCUGGUCUGGCUGUUGAUGGGCGCCCUCCCUUACUGAGCCCUUCCCAGGUCUCACUAGGGCCUCAGGGUCCGGGGUACCGCACAGCGGAGUUAGGAGACAGUCCAGUGUCCUCCGCCAUGAAUUCGGGUCCGCCGAAGAAACGCCACCGGAGCUGGCAUCCCACGUCCUUGGUGCCCGUCCCACCAGCAGCUGUCCCCGUCCCUGCCAUCCGCCCCAUCGUCUGCUCCCCAGGUUCUGUAUUAGGAGUGACUUCUCCUCAGCCACCAGUGACAGGAGUCAUUCAGCCGCAGCCUGUGUCGGCCGGAGAGACGGUCGUGAUCCCCAACAACUUGCUCAACACUUCCGGAGUUCGUCCCGUCAUCCUCAUUGGUCACGGCACUUUACCGUAUUUCUACGGGAACGUUGGGGACAUAGUGGUGAGCCCCCUGUUGGUCAGCUGCUAUAAGAGCAGCCAGCUGACGGAGAAAACCCUGGGGACUCUGGGCCUCAGCAGCAGCCAGCUGCUCAGCGUGGAGACCAUGAUCCUGCUCACGUUACAGUAUCUGGCGCGUUUAGGCGCGGAGCAGAUCCCUCUGAGGGAGGAGCUGGAGCAGAUCGUGCUGAAGGCCAUGCUGUGCUGCCCCGGGGGUCCGGCCAUCUCCCCGGCCCAGCUGCCCUGGCUGGCCCGGCUGGAGGCCAGCGUCUCUGGGGGCGGCGUUCAGGUGGUGGUCACCCACGGCUCCCUGGGCGAGGGCAUAUCCGAGUCCCUGCGCUCGCUCAGCGAGGGUCCGCGCCCGCAGCGCUGCCUGCCCACCUACGUGGUCAUCAUCUGCGCCUCCAAGCUGAGCGGCAACGAGUUCUGCGUGCUGGUGUUGGGAAAGUACCAGGCUCGAGCUCUAGCCGAAGGCAUGCUGACGACCAACGAGUUUCUGAAGGAAAUCAGCUACGAGCUCAUCACAGGGAAGGUCAGCGUCUUGGCCUCUCACUUCAAAACCACCUCACUGGGAGACAAUCUGGACAAGCAGCUGGUGCGAUACCAGCGCAGGCGCAAGGGGCAGGUGGUGCAGCCCUUCCAGGGCGACGCGGCCGAGCACAUACACUCGCAGGAAGCUGCCAGUAUGUCGCCGCCCUCAGACAGAGCAGAACUGCUGAGUAAGGUUUUCCAGAUCUACCCGGCCCAGCUGAGCGUGGCUCGCAGCCUCCUCUCCCAGGUCUGCUCCAUCGCAGACUCGGGGACGCAGAACCUCGACUUGGGCCGCUUCAGUAAAGUGGACUUUCUGGUCCUGGUUCCCCCCUCCCACAUUCUGGUUCACCAGACAGCUCAGCGCAUCCGACAAUCAGGAGUGCUUGUGGACCUUGGAAUUGAAGACAUCUCCUCAGUCUACCAGAAAUCAGACAAAUAUGUGGCGCGUCUGGACGCUGAUGUUCACAUCAAGAUGGAGGCCUUCAUGAGGAAAGUCAAGCAGAACCCGUACACCUUGUUUGUCCUCAUCCACGACAACUCGCACGUCGACCUCACAAGCGCCCUGUCCGGCUCCGUGUGCCAUGGGGAGCUGCAGGGUUUGGCCGACCGCGUGGUGAACUGUCAGGAGGUCCUGAAUGCCAUGAACCUGCUAGUGCUGCAGGUCAGCUGCUUCCCAUACACUCUGCAGACCCGACAAUCCCGCAUCAGCAUCCACAACGAGGUUCACUGGCCCUGCAGCGAAAGCCAGCAGAGGGAGCCGUCUCCCAGCGAGCUGCUUUACUUCGGCCUCAGGGACUACAGCAGCUCCCUGCAGUGGGGCGUGGCCAGCCCCAUCCUGCGCUGCGACGACGCCUUCGAGAAGAUGGUGCACACGCUGCUGGAAAGACAUCCACACCUGCACAGCAUGGUGAUCCGCAGCUACCUGCUGAUCCAGCAGUACACCGAGGCCAUGAUGGCCCUGACCUCGUCCCCGUCUCUGAGGGACCACAUCACGCCCGAGACGCUGGCGAUGGUGGAGGACCUGAUCAACGCCCCCAGCAGGGAGGGCUCCCAGGGCCGGGGCCACAUGCUGCUGGUGCGCGUCCCCUCGCUGCAGCUGGCCAUGCUGGCCCGCGAGCGGCUGGAGGACGUGAGGGACAAGCUGGGGCUCCAGCUGUGCUUCGCCGUGCUGCUGGGAAGUCCCGCCUCUGAACUCAACCUGCCCAAAAACUUCACCAACCGCCUCCGGGCGUGGAGAGGCUGCGAGAGCGACGACUGGGUGCCUCACACCUACGAGGACCUGGAGGGGCUGCCCUGCAUCGUCAUCCUCACAGGGAAGGACCCUCUGGGAGAAACUUUCCCCAGAUCUCUGAAAUACAGUGACCUUCGCCUGAUAGACUCCAGCUACCUAACGCGCACGGCUCUGGAGCAGGAGGUGGGUCUGGCCUGCACCUACGUGUCGGUGGGCGUGGUCAAGGAGCCCGAGAAGGCGGCGGCCACGCAGGAGUCCGACGGCGACAAGGCCGCCUCCAGCUUGAACGACGGGGACGAGCUGGAAAGGCCUCAGAGCAACGGCAGCGCCGCAACCAGAACCUCCGGUUCUCUGGCUGAGAACGGCGUCAGUUCGUCCGACAUCGCCGCCUGCCCACCCGAAGGCGUCAUCAGCAUGGACGUGGGCACCGAAACGCAGGUGUUCAAGCAGGAGUGCGACUCCCUGGGGAGUCAGCUCUGCUCCAAAGCCUCCAAGACCCCCCCCUCCUUCUACUCCAGCUCCGCCUCCUCCUCCCCAUCCCCAUCGUCCUCCUCCACCCAGAGGCCCAGCCAGUCCACGCAGUGCGGCCGGGACCCCAAGCCCACCCGCGUGUCCCCGCGCACCGUCAUCAUGUCCCGCGCGGCGUACAACCUGCUGGCGGGCGAGUCUGGGAGCCAGCUGAGCUCCUUCUCCCUGCUGCCUCAUGCCGAUGUGGCCUGGAGCAGCCCUCUCAGGCCUCUGCUCACGCCCAGCAUCCAGGGGGCGGAGCAGAGCAUGUACUACCGCCAGUGGACCAUCGCCAGGCAGCACCACGCUGAUUACGAAGCUCCGGCUGCACCGCAUCCGAGACGGCUGUUACUCGGCGGACCCCCACAGGUCGGGAAGACAGGCGCCUACCUGCAGUUCCUCCGAAUUUUGUUUCGGAUGCUCAUAAGGCUGCUGGAAGUAGACGUGUAUGACGAAGAGGAGGACGAGGAUGAAGAAACAUCAGAGGUCACAACUCCAGUGAUUACCCAGUGGCCUGACAUUGAGGAAGUGCGCAAGCUGCCCUUUGACCCCUGCCCCCGAGACCCUAAGUUCAGGAGGGCCAGCCCUGUUUACUCUGACAAGAUGCCAAAGAGCUUGAAAGAUUUUAAGCGAGAAGAAGACGGACAAACAGUCAAACGGGAGACGAAGUCCAUACGCCUCAGUAGGUUUGCUACCCACAAUGCCUUUCACCACUGUGAGCUAUGUCACCAGUACUGUGAAGCAGGCCCUGCCGCACAGCUGCCUGAGUGCACGGUCCACGCCUUCACCUUCUGCUCCUCCAUGCUCGGGGAGGAGGUCCAGCUCCAGUUCGUUAUUCCUAAAGCUAAAGAGCAGCAUUUUGUCUUCAGCCAGCAGGGCAGCCACCUGGAGAGCAUGCGCCUGCCGCUGGUCUCCACCAAGGACUCGGAUCUGCUGAAGAGUCCCAUCUUCACCCCGACCACAGGACGCCAAGAGCACGGCCUGCUCAACAUCUUCCACGCCAUGGAGGGCGCCGCUCAUCUGCACAUCCUGGUGGUGAAGCAGUUCGAGAUGCCCCUCUACAGGAAGUACUGGCCCAACCACAUCCUGCUCGUGCUCCCGGCCAUGUUCAACAACGCUGGCGUUGGUGCCGCUCGCUUCAUGAUCAAAGAGUUGUCAUAUCAUAACCUGGAGCUGGAGCGCAACCGGCUGGAGGAGCAGGGUGUCAAAAGGCAGGACGUGUGGCCGUUCAUCGUCAUGAUGGACGACUCCUGCGUCAUGUGGAGCUCCCAGCAGCCAGGAGACGCCAGCGAGCUGGCGGAUGGUUCGGUCCACAGCAGCGUGUCCCUGAAGACCGUCCUCCAGCACAUGGAGACCACGCCCAAGAUCUCCAUGUACGCCAUGUGCGGCAUUCGCAAGUGGAGCAGCGGCCUCGCCGGCCGGCGCCCCGGCAGCCCCUUCAGACGCUGCCACCUGCACGACUUCGUCAUGCUCAACGUGGACCUGCUGCAGAACGUGCAGUACGACCUGAACCGGUACAGCUGCGAGGAGGUGGACUUCAACCUGAGGGUGAACAGCAGCGGGCUGCUGCUUUGUCGUUUCAACUCCUUCAGCCUGAUGAAGAAGCACAUUCCAACGGGGGGAAACAACGACUUCCUGGUCAAACCCAAACUGGUGGAAAUGGAAAACCCCACUCCCAUCAGCCCGGCCCAGUACGUGUGUGCCCCGGACAGCGAGCAGACCCUCCUGGACGCGCCGGCCCAGUUCCUGCUGGAAAGGUUCCUUCAGAGCUGCAGUCACAGGCUUUUCCCAAAGGCGGUUCAGAACAAAGAGAACCCAGUUCUGUCCAUCGACAGCUACCUCAACAUCAGCCCCGAGAUUUCCGUUUGCUACAUCAACUCUCGCCCACACUCCACCAACCUGAGCCAUCAGGGCCUGGUGUUCAGUGGCCUGCUGCUUUACCUCUGUGACUCCUUCGUCGUCUCCGGACUCCUGAAGAGGUUCCGCUUCCUGAAAGGUGCCACGCUCUGUGUGAUCUGCCAGGACCGAAGCUCCCUCCGCCAGACCAUCGUCCGCCUGGAGCUGGAGGACCAGUGGCAGUUCCGGCUGCGGGACGAGUUCCAGACGGCCAACUGCAGCGAGGACCGGCCGCUCUACUUCCUGACCGGCCGCCAUGUUUGAGGCUGCGACUGGAGCCCAGAUCAGGAACGAGGGUGGAUCUGUCCGCUGCCCUAGUCGGGACACAUUCCUGGAGCUAAGUGGACCCAUCCAGUCUCUAGUGCACUAUGACUGGCUCUAACCCGCAGCUUGGCUCGUCUCCACUACUGAAAAACACUGGGUUUUAUUUGUUUCGUCGCAUGAACCCUCUGCGGCCGUUAAUGCGACCAUUUGAAGAUUGUACGAGUUCAUGGACUUUGACUGCAGCGUGUCCCUUAAUGGACCUAUGUCUUUAUCUCAGGGUUUUCAGGGAGGUCCUUCAAACGGGGGUGAAACGUUCCUUCCUCUUCAACGUUUAGUUUAGAAAUUAACUUAUGUCGGCACCAAAGACGCUCUCGGCUGCACGUUGUCUCUUCUUUUUAGCUUAUCUUGUCGUCAGCUCUCCCACUCAAACUCAGAUCAAGCCACCAAACAUAAGGGAUCCUCUUAUUCUAGCGGUGGAUUGAAACCACGAGAGACUACCUGAGCCUGAACUUUUUGCUUUCGUGUAUUUAUAAUGGCCAUGAUUUACCUGCCAAGAGUUUGUAACAAGUUCACAACUCAUCUGCUGAUGAGUUGACAAAUGUAUAAUUUGCAUUAGGUCAUUUACUAAUUUAAACAAUCAGUAUUCCAAGCAUGAUCACUUUACGCCAGUGAACGCAACAUACAUUAACGAGAAAAGCUUAUUACCUGCUCCUGAAAGUGCCGCCAUGCACAGAGAGGAGCCCUAAAAGCAGCCGCCCUCGUCAGUUCGUAUACUUGAAAGCAGAGCAUCUUCAUAUGUUCCUUCACAGGGUGAUUCAUGUUUAAUACAGUCCCGCAAAGAUCAACAGGAAGAAAGAAUCCAUUCAGCCGUGAGGCGAAGUGUUGCUUAGCUGAGUAAAUUUGUGGACUACUGUACUGUUUAAAGCUUUGUUUACAUUAUUAAUAUAUUUUAUUGUCCCCUUAACCACAGGAGGUAACUACUAUUUUUUAGUCUUAUGUAACUGCCAGUAUGUUUUGGUCCUAAUGUCGGGAAGAAUCUACCUAGAUGUGUCCUUAUCAGUAUAUCUGAAGCCCAAAUGUUCUAAUUUUUAUUGAAAAUUAAAACGGGUCCGUGAGGGAUUCUUAUUUAUUUGGACUGAUAAUCAUGUUAGAGUGUAAUAUUUGACUGCAUGCUGCACUGGCUUCCACCAAAACCAUCAAUGAAGGCUUUGCACAAGACCCAAAACGACUCUUUGAUCUAUUGAAUGUCAGUGGGGGUAGGAAAUAUGAACUUGCACUAAAGUUGCCAGCCAAAAAUAGAUAUAUUUCCAUAUAAGCAAACCUAUUUCACUAAGAUUCCUGAACCCCCAGAAUGAGUGCAAAUAUCAGUAUUGUUUUCUCAAACUCCACAGGUCCAAUGAAUGUGUCGUUCUUUUUGAUAAUUUAACACUUAAUAUGCAACUUGCUUUCACAAUCUUCACUGAAAUGUGCUUGGUGACCAUGUGCAGCCCGGCGGGAGCCUUGGUGCCUGGCUGAUCUACCUCAUGUUUACCAUUGUGGUUGUGGGCUGUGAACGUAUGACAUUAAAGUCAUGCUGUUGUUGUUAAAGAUUUAUGAAUGUAAUAAAAUCACUUCUAAAUUUG